Maniola jurtina (meadow brown) is the source of this 1902-nucleotide messenger RNA. RefSeq names its product adenylate kinase (gene Ak2). Gene Ontology annotation, biological process: ADP biosynthetic process. The record is from RefSeq and is a predicted model, not a curated record. The transcript is spliced from 4 exons. Gene Ontology annotation, cellular component: mitochondrion; cytoplasm. Lineage: Eukaryota; Metazoa; Arthropoda; Insecta; Lepidoptera; Nymphalidae. Gene Ontology annotation, molecular function: AMP kinase activity; ATP binding. Bases 147 to 875 code for a protein of 242 amino acids.
GUCACUGACAAAUCAGCAAAUGUCAAAACUGUCAUUGCAAUAUCAUUUUCAAGUUUCAACUUUUUGGCUGUGAUUCCAACAAGUUUUUUUUGGAGCCAGAAGCUGGAGUGUCCACUUGCCGCUUUAUUAAAUUUUAGUUUGGAAGCAUGGCCCCAGCAGCGACUGCAGUGAAGCCUGUGCCGGCUGAUGAUCCAAUCGGCAUAAGAGCAGUGUUAUUAGGACCUCCGGGUUCCGGGAAGGGCACUCAAGCACCACGUCUGAAGGAAAAGUUUUGUGUAUGCCAUCUAUCAACGGGGGAUAUGCUGCGGGCCGAGGUGGCCUCCGGCUCGGAGCUUGGACGUCGUGUCAAAAAGGUCAUGGACGAAGGGAAGCUUGUCUCCGACGAGAUGGUGGUGGACAUGAUUGAUAAGAACUUGGAUCAGCCUGAGUGUAAAAACGGCUUCCUACUCGAUGGGUUCCCUAGGACAGUGCCACAGGCUGAAAAGCUGGAUGACUUGUUAGCGAAGAGGAAAACAGCACUCGAUGCUGUCAUCGAAUUCAACAUCGAGGACAGCUUGCUAGUGCGGAGGAUUACUGGCCGACUGAUCCACCCUCCCAGCGGACGCAGCUACCAUGAGGAAUUCCACCCUCCCAGGAAACCCAUGACCGAUGACGUCACUGGAGAACCCCUGAUCAAGAGAUCAGAUGACAAUGUUAAUGCUCUUAAGAAGCGACUUGCUACAUAUCACAACCAGACUGUGCCUCUUGUUGACUAUUACAUGAGAAAAGGAUUGCAUUAUCGAGUGGACGCUGCCAAGAAAGCGGAUGACGUUUUCAAAAGAAUCGAUACCAUAUUCAAAAACAGGAUCUUCGCCAGAGAACGGUCAGGGCUAUAAACUUUUGUAGUUUACUACUAAACGAAGGUGAUUGUACAAAACUGUAAUAAUUAUUUUUUAAGAUUCAAUUGCAUGGAGUUUGCUAUAUACAGCAAUGUACCAAUAGCGUGUUUGCCUGGGGUAGCAAAACAUAUUAUGAGGAAGUUAAUAGGUCGAAGAUUUUACAUUUUACAGUACUGGUACUGUAAAUAUUUUAUUUUUGUAAAAAAAUAGGGGGGGAGGGGGUGGGGGUUAUUAUUCUGUGAGUCACUUUUCAAAAAAUACGCAAAACUAGCUGCUAAUCUGUGGUUAGGUGUGGUGAUAUGUUCCACGAAUACUUAUUCCGAUCUAGGCACAUAUUACAUAAACAAUUUAUGAUUGUAUAUAACAAUUUAUAUAUAACAAUUUAUUACAGAAGCCGCAGGUUCGAAUCCUGCCGGUUUCGCAAUUUUUUAUAUGUAUUAAAAAAUCCUUGAAGUGUAGGUAAAAAACGCUAUCAUAAAAAUUAUAAUUUUUUUAAUGAUUAUAUCCGAUCGACGCGAAGUUCCAUGGGUCAUUUCAGGUCGCUCCUUCGUCCCGCACUUAAUUCACGAUAGCUCUGUCUAAACGGCUUUGUUGAACCUCUGUAGGUAAUACCAUAUUAUUAUCCUUCUUACUCUGUGCUACGGCGGUAGGCCUUCUGAACAUGCCGACGCGUGCGCCCGUCCUACACCAUGAGUAUGUAUUUCGACCAUUUUCAGUGCAUUUAUCAUGUUCGGAUUAUUUUUUGUGCUUUGUACAGAUGUGUCAAGGGUCUCAUGUGAUCUUGCACGACUUACCACCUGACCCACACUAAUAUUGGGGUUUAUUUUUAGAAAUAAGGAUGUGCCAAUUUACUCCAUGCAAUUUAAUCACGCUAUUUCAAUGUUACUUCUUUUUCUAUGAUUUUGUUACUCUCUACACAUUUUACUAUAAUAUGUAUUGUAAUAUUUUGGGAGAACAUGUAGCUGUAAUAGUUAGGUCUAUUUUCGAGACUUGUUUUUUGGAUAAAUACAGUUAUUACUAACUA